This is a messenger RNA of Hyalella azteca, 687 nucleotides long. RefSeq names its product beta-1,3-glucan-binding protein-like. NCBI's taxonomy places the organism in Eukaryota, Metazoa, Arthropoda, Malacostraca, Amphipoda, Hyalellidae. The record is from RefSeq and is a predicted model, not a curated record. The coding region runs from base 1 to 687 and encodes 228 amino acids. The transcript has 6 exons. Gene Ontology annotation, biological process: carbohydrate metabolic process. Gene Ontology annotation, molecular function: hydrolase activity, hydrolyzing O-glycosyl compounds.
AUGGUACGUAAAUUCGGCAUCUGUCACCACAGAGACCGAGCUGACGCAACCAGGCACAAGCUCCCGCGGCGGCUCAGCAAAGCGACCAGCGAGGCAGAAGGAAGUGUUCGACUGUUUCAUCAACCCUGCAAUGCAGGCAUAUGGGAGUGUCAGCCAUCCCAAAUCGAUGGAGGAAAUGACGAUUUCGGUGGCAUCGGCAACCAUGUGGCAGCGUCUACCUUGGAAUGGGGACCAGAUAAUGACCACAAGUUUUUCCUGACCCACGCCACAUACAAAACAACCGACGGAUCUUCCUUCGCCGACAACUUCCACACAUGGCGCAUGGAGUGGACGCCAGACUCCGCCACGUUUUAUCUGGACGAAAAGCAGGUACUGCGUGUGGACCCUGGCACGAGUUUAUGGGACUUGAGCGGUUUAGCGAACAGCGACCUCGUCAACCCGUGGCGCGACGGCACCAAGAUGGCACCAUUUGAUACUGAAUUCUACCUCAUCGUGAGCUUGGCUGUUGGUGGUGUCAAUGGCUACUUCCCGGACGGUCUUUCCGGCAGUCCCCCCAAACCCUGGUCCAACUAUACAUUUCGCCCACAGAAGGGCCAAUGGCUGCCGUCGUGGCAGAACGGAGAGCCCGGCAUCAGCGAGUCUGCAGCCCUCCAAGUCGACUACAUCAAAGUGUGGAAGAUGUCUUAA